This is a messenger RNA of Ochotona princeps (American pika), 676 nucleotides long. Its product is annotated as MAGUK p55 subfamily member 7-like. Gene Ontology annotation, molecular function: protein binding. Gene Ontology annotation, cellular component: plasma membrane; cell-cell junction. The transcript has 6 exons. Lineage: Eukaryota; Metazoa; Chordata; Mammalia; Lagomorpha; Ochotonidae. The record is from RefSeq and is a predicted model, not a curated record. Bases 101 to 676 code for a protein of 191 amino acids. Gene Ontology annotation, biological process: protein localization to adherens junction.
CAGCUUCCAAGAUCCGUGAGUCUUGGCAGCCGGCGUGGCUGUGGGCCGUGCAUUGGACCCCGUGUGGCUCACUGAGGCUGGUGGGUGGAGCAGUGGCAUCAUGCCAGCCUUGGCCAUGGGAUCUGGCAGUGACACAGGUCUGUAUGAGCUGCUGGCUGUGCUGCCAGCACAGCUGCAGCCACACGUGGACAGCCAGGAAGACCUGACCUUCCUCUGGGACGUGUUUGGUGAAAAGAGCCUGCAUUCACUGGUCAAGAUUCACGAAAAGCUCUACUACUACGAAAAGCAGAGUCCCACACCCAUUCUGCACAGCGCUGCAGCCUUGGCCGGUGACCUGGCUGAGGAGCUCCAGGGCAAGCCAUGCAGCCAUGAUGUCAGAGAGCUGUUGAAACUGCUGUCCAAACCCAGCGUGAAGGCCUUGCUGUCUGUCCAUGACACUGUGGCUCAGAAGAGUUAUGACCCUGUGUUGCCGCCCAUGCCCGACGACCUUGAGGAGGAGGAGGACUCCGUAAAAAUCAUCCGCCUGGUCAAAAACCGAGAAUCGCUGACCAUUCGCAGGAAGAAGAAAGUUCAGAUCCCAGUAAGUCGUCCUGAUCCUGAACCAGUGUCUGAUAUGAAGAAGACAGUUAUGAUGAGGAAAUCCAUGAGCCAAGAAGUGGUCGCAGUGGUCUGGUGA